AUGGGCAAUUGCAAAGAAAUAACUACUCCAAUGGGUUCUAGAACAUAUGUAGAUCAAGAUAAAUAUGAUAUUCCGGUUGAUAUAACAAAAUAUAGAGCAAAUCUAAAGGAAUCUCAUAUCGCCUCCGUGAAACGAAUCGUGAAGUAUCUCAAAGGAAAAACAAAGGUUGGACUAUGGUAUCCUAAAGUUAGUGUAUGUGAUUUAGUUGGUUAUUCUGAAUCAGAUUAUGCAGAUUGUAAAGCAGACCAGGAAAGCACAAACGGGACAUGUCAUAUCCUAAGAAAUGCUUUAGUAUCACGAUCUUAUAAAAAGCAAACAUGUAGUGCUCUUAGUACAACUGAAGUUGAAUAUAUUGCAGCAAAAAGUUGUUGUGCAUAA
Lathyrus oleraceus (garden pea) is the source of this 378-nucleotide messenger RNA. RefSeq names its product secreted RxLR effector protein 161-like. The transcript is spliced from 2 exons. NCBI's taxonomy places the organism in Eukaryota, Viridiplantae, Streptophyta, Magnoliopsida, Fabales, Fabaceae. The coding region runs from base 1 to 378 and encodes 125 amino acids. The record is from RefSeq and is a predicted model, not a curated record.